This is a messenger RNA of Brassica napus (rape), 3440 nucleotides long. Its product is annotated as auxin response factor 9-like. NCBI's taxonomy places the organism in Eukaryota, Viridiplantae, Streptophyta, Magnoliopsida, Brassicales, Brassicaceae. The coding region runs from base 93 to 1052 and encodes 319 amino acids. The transcript has 2 exons. Gene Ontology annotation, molecular function: DNA binding. The record is from RefSeq and is a predicted model, not a curated record. Gene Ontology annotation, biological process: regulation of DNA-templated transcription; response to hormone.
UCCCUCUCCCUCUCCCGCUCUCUCGUAGAACCCACACUCCUCUCUCUCUCUGGAAAGUUUGCGUUUGCAGAGAAGAACCGAGUCUAAUCAGGAUGUCAAGAAAGCCAUCGGACUUCGAGAUGGUAACAGGAUCGCCGGCCCUGGGCUCUGCCUACUACAUACCGCAGGGACACGCCCAGUAUUGUAAUACUUCGGAGGAUACAGUGUCAGUGUGUCGUUACAUGCCUCCUUACCUCUGCAACGUAGCAUAUAAGAACUGUUUUGGAGACAAUACCACUGACGAACUCUUCACAACGGUCUGCCUCAGUCCUUGUACAACACAUCAAAACAAUUUUACUGACCACUCUCCUCAUGGUUUCUUCCGACUGUCCAAGCUUCUUGAGCCACCACACUUGACAGAGAUGUGUUUUCCAGCUGCGUUGGUCCCACCCCGUUCAGACAUACUUAGGCUGUCAGAUGUUGAGAGGAAAGAGUGGCAGAUGAAGCUUGUGUUUGAUGUUGAGACUGGAGAGUACACGGUAGGAGAGGAAUGGGCUUCCUUUGUUCGAGCAAAAGAUCUGAGGGCAGGAGAUACGGUUGUGUUUGUGAGUGUAUUGGGAUCGGCUAUCACACUCUUUGCGACAUCAAGAGCUCAUUCCCAGAGCAAGGUGCGCCACAGCAUCAACCUCGAUGCCUUUUCCAAGGCCAUAGGCGGUCUAAUGCAGUCAAAGCCUGUGGAGUUAACCUACUCCCCAAUGGAUCCACAUUCAGACUUCUUGGUCUCUCCAAGGGUUUAUCGUGACAGUCUUCUCGUGGUCUGGAUGCGCGGUAUGAGAGUGAAGAAGGUGCGAGAAUAUGAUGACGACCACCAUGUAGGGACAAUCACUUCCACCACCUUCGGCAACAGUGAUGUGCAUGGCGUGAUGAGAAGUCUCUGGCGCUGUCAUACAGUUGUUUGGGAUGCGCCUUACGGGUUUGACAGGAUACACUUCUCUCCUUGGGAACUUACUCCAUCUCAGGAGCAGCCACAGCGACAGCCCCAACCACCACGCACCCUUCACCUCUUUCCCUGAUAUGACUGCCACUUAAAGAGAAAAAAGAAAAGCAUCAUAGGUUGUGCACAAGUCGUGAAGCAGAGAAGAAGAAGACUAGUUAGUAGUUACAGUUUACAAAGCUUUUACUUGAUAAUAACAAUACAUAGACAUAUUGUGAGUGGGCCUACAGUAUAUAAAGGACCCAUAUAACAUUUUAGUAAACAGCUUUUUUUAGGACUUUUAUUGUCUGGGAGAUUCAAGUGGGGGACUGAGUUUGUUUCAUUGGUUAUCGAUAAUACAACACUGACAUCUAAAGUAGUAGAGAUAUACAUACCUGGCUAGUAACAGCCUUGGACAUCCUUGGGACUUCCUUCUUCAGGAUAGACUUGUUUACAGACACCUUAGGCUUCUUCUUCUUCUUGGUCUUUGGUCCAAUACCAAAAAUGUAUAUGCUUUUAAGCUUACCGUAUAUGUUAAAUAAACGGAUUACAAUGAUUAGGUAAAUAGACACCAUAUGCAAUCACGUUAUAACAAAUAGAAAAAAAAAAUAAUAUAAACAACCUAUUAACACAAUAACUUAGUAUACAAACUAUCUUAAACUGAAUAUCAUCUAUAAAUUUUUUAUAUAAACAGUAGCACUAAAGUAUAUUUUAAAAAAACAGUAUACAUUUGAUAAAGAUAUAUAUAUUUGAGAAAAAAAUAAAGUGAACUUUUAAAUAGCGUAAAAGAUAAUAAUCAAACCAAUUUUUUUAUUUAUUUAGCUCAAAAAAUUAAAACAAAAACAUUGGGUUUCUUUUCGCCUUUUUGUUUCCCGGGUGCGUAGGCCCGGUCAGCAAGUAAAAUUUCCUGCUUUUUGGUAUUUGUUCAACACAAAACCAAGUCUGAAUAUUCUUAGGUAUGGCCCGUAUGGCUAUAAAUCAAAACUAAAUUAAAUAGCGUUACAAGAUAAUAUUUGGUUUCUUUUAAGUUAUAGGCACGCUUUAAAAAUCUGGACCGACGGUCUAACCACAUUAAAGUGUGAACUGAAAACAUAUUUGGGUUGAGUAAAUAACAAAAUCCAAAGACAAUUAAUUAGGUAAAAACCCAUCAAGUCUCCAAAAACAAAUUCGUAAACCAUUGGACCAAGAGUACAAAUAAACUGGAGUUCUCAUAUGGUGAACAUGGACUUGCCAUUGAGCGCAAGAUGUAGCAAAAUUGGCUGUUUACAUUUUGUUAAGGUGUUUAUAAUUGUUUUAGUGGGGACGCUUGUAUAUCUUUUGACAAUGAAUUUGGGCUUUAGGCCAGUGUUUGAAGCGAGUAUACCCAUUCUAGUUAGUCUAUAUGAAUGUACGUUUAUGAUCUUCCGUGCUAGUCACGCCAAAAAGAAUAAUGUCAUAAAGGCUGCUAUGAAAUCUUCUUUAUAAAAAGGUUGUUGCACUGUAGUAGAAAGUAACUCUUUAACGCUAACAAUUUAUGGGUCUAGGGGUUUGAUUGUGGGAGUAACGUAAAAUCUCGCCGACUUUGGACGCAUAUUAUUUUGUUGGAAACCUUCAACAAUGCAAACCGGAAAGAGAUUUUCUAGAAACUGAACACAGAAGGAAUAGCAAAGUAAAUAGUAUUGACAAAGAAAAAAAAAGCAAACUUAAUCGCAAGUAGUUCAUCAGAGUGCAGGCUAUAAGACAUAAGAUGUGAGCUUGAAAGUUUGUCAAUUUAGGCAUAUUUCGUAUCAAGUUUGGAAAUUUGGAGAGGAAGGUAACAAAUAUAUUUUCGACAUGCUACAUGACAGAUCUAUGCUAUAUCAAAAAUCUUGCGACAUACAUAUCUAACAACCAGUAAGUAAAUAACUAUAAAUGUGCUCUUGAAUUCUCCAUUAAAAAAUAUGUUUAUCGAGGGAAAUGGUUAUUAUCCAAGCAUAUAUAACAUGUGAUGUUUUACUUUCCAGACCAAUUUUGCACAAGUAUGCAAAAUGAAGAUGUGACACUCGGGUCAUGGUUCCUCGGUCUUGGGUUGAGCAUAUAGAUGAUCAUAAUUUCUGUUGUGGUACUCCUCCGGGUAAAAAGCUACAUAUUUUUAUAAUAUGCUUCAGAAGUUAGGAAAGGAAGAUUUGAGCUUUUUUUCUCAUCUUGUUACUCUCUCUUUCCCAAAGUUUGUGAAAUAAAGGCUGAGGUUGGAGAAGUGUGUGUGGCGUCAUUCGACUGGAAGUGCAGUGGGGUAUGCAAAUCAGUUGAAAGAAUGUGGAUGGUUCAUGCCAUGUGUGGAGAAGGUGACCAAGCUGUGUGGGAUGCAAAUUUGUAACUUUUUUAGAUAAGAAAAAGAGACAAGAGGAGAUGAACAUUUUGUUUGUAAAGAACCAAAAGGAAUACAAAUUUGCUUACUGUAAAAUAAGCUAGUCGGUCUGGUUGACCCAUGAUAAAAAAUGGCUUUGAUUACAAGUCUUGCUUUCAAAAA